CUCAUUGGUUUCUCCGACCGCCCGUCUCCUUUCCGACGUUUCUAUUGGUGGAGCGAAAAGAGAGCGGGAAGUUCGCGGCGGGAUGUAGCGCUGAGGGAAAGGAACGGGAACGGAGGGAGCGGAGCGGUUCUGAGGGUCCGAACCGAACCGGAACGGAACCGAAUCGAACCCAUGGAGCGGCUGUGCGAACUGCGGGCGAUGCUGAAGGGCUGGGAGGCGGUUUUCGAACGGGAGAACGGCCGGAAACCGGGAAAAGCCGACGUGGCGGCAGCUUCGGAGGACACCAAACGGCUGUACCGGGAGUACCGGGAGCUGAAGCAGCAAACAGAGCCCACAGAGCAGAGCCCAAUGGCAGAGCAGGACUGGGGCUGCUGGGGGUCUCACCUGAACCGGCAGCCGAAGCUCCGCGGGAUGCGGCACCAACCACCGCCAGCAGCGUCGGCGCAGCUCUACGGGAUGAGGCUGAAGGCCAACCUGGGCGCGGCCCUACAGGCGACGCCGUCGGCGGUGAAGAGGAGCCUGGCCUGCAGCAGGAAACCCGCGGCACAGCGCGGUGCCGGCACCGCGUCCCCGAGCGCCGGCGGCGGUGAUGACGGCGACGAAUCGACCCAAGUCCUCCCCGCCGCCGUGCGCCGCCUGGCGCCCCUCGUCCUGACUGUAGGGUCGAAGCCUCGACCCCAAACGGAUCGAUUGCAGAGAUUGAGGGAGAUGGUGGCGCAGAGAUUGGGGGCGCUGGAUCCCGGGUGGCUGCGGCGGUGCCAGGGGACGACGGGGGGUGGGGUGGAGGGGGAGGAGGGAUGGUGGGAGGGGGCGGGGGGGGCGGUGGGACAGGGGGAGGGGACGCUGGGACCUGGAAUUGGGACACCAGGACAAGAAAAGGGGAUGAGAUGUGGAGAGAGGACAGCAGGACACGAAGAGGGGACGUUGGGACCUGAAACUGGGACACUGGGACAUGAAGAAUGGGCAAGACAUGGAGUGAGGACAGCGGGACAUGAAGAGGGGACACCAGGAUCCAGAGUGAGGACAGCAGGACAGGAAGAGGGGACAAGACCUGGAGAGAGGACAGCAGGACACAAAGAGGGAACACCAGGACCUGGAAUGGGGACAGUAGGGCAGGAAGAGGGGACAAGACCUGGAGUGAGGACAGCAGGACAUGAAGAGGGGACAUCAGGACCUGGAACUGGGACAGCAGGACACGAAGAGGGGACAUUGGGACCUGAAACUGGGACACUGGGACAUGAAGAAUGGGCAAGACAUGGAGUGAGGACAGCGGGACAGGAAGAGGGGACACUGAGACCUGAAACUGGGACAGCAGGACAGGAAGAGGGGACAAGACCUGGAGUGAGGACAGCAGGACACAAAGAGGGGACACCAGGACCUGAAACUGGGACAUUGAGACAAGAAAAGGGGACAAGACGUGGAGAGAGGACAGCGGGACCCAAAGAGGAGACACCAGGACCUGGAAUGGGGACACCAGGACAGGAAGAAGGGACAAGACCCGGAGUGAGGACAGCAGGACACAAAGAGGGGACACUAGGAUCCAGAAUGGGGACACUGGGACACGUAGAGGGGACACUGGGAUGUGAAGAGGGGACAAAACCUGCAGUAAGGACACAAAGACUUGAAGGAGGGGCACUGGGACCCAAACUGGGGACACUGGGACAUGAAGAGGGGACGCUGGGACCUGUAAUGGGGACACUGGGACUUGAAGAGGGGACGUCAGGGCAGGAAGAGGGGACGAGAGCUGGGGUGAGGGCACAAAGACUUAAAUGGGGGACACUGGAAUCUAAACUGGGGACACCAGAGCGUGAGGAGGGGACACUGGGACCCGAAAUGGGGACGCUGGAAUGUGAAGAAGGGAUGCUAAGUUGUGGAGAGGGGUCACUGGGACCCGAAAUGGGGACACUGGGACCUGAAAUGGGGACACUGGGACCCAGAAGGGGGACGGUGAGACGUGAAGAGUUGACACUGGGAUGUGAAGAGGGGAUGUUGGAACCUGCAGUGGGGACACUGGGACGCAAAAGGAAACGGAAGAGAGGGACAUCGGGGCACGAAGAGGGGACACCAGGACCCGAAAUGGGGACAGCGGGAUGCGAAAAAGGGUCGCCAGGACAUGAAGAGGGGACAGCAGGAUGUGAAGAAGGGACAGCAGGACCUGAAAUGGAGACAGCAGGACCCAAAGUGGCGUCUCGGGGUCGGAAGAGGGGAACGCCGCGAUGCAAAAGGGCGAUGCCAGGACAUGAAGAGGGGGCGGUGGGAUCGGAAGAAGAGAUGCCAAGAGAUGACAAAGGGACACCGGGACCCAAAGGUGACACGGGACGGCGGCGUGGCCGCGUGCCGAAGGGUGGCACCGCUCAGGACGGAGCUGUUAACGUGGCAAAGCCCAGAGCUGCCCGCAGGAAGAGGCUGUGCCCAGAGGACGGCCAAGAGGAACCCGCAGCUGCCCCAAAGCAGAGGAGAACGGCGCCGUCCCCAUCCGAAAACCUUCUGGGUGACUUUGAGGAGGAGGAGAAGAAGCCCGGGGCGGUCGGCAAAACGCUGCCUGCCAGAGCUCCUCGGCGGCCCCAGGGCAACUUCGUGAGGCUCAACCUGAAGAGCAGAUCCCACGUGCGGGGCGCUGCGCUGCGGGGAAGGCAGCUCCGCAAGCAGGUGUGGAAGGAGAAGUGGCAGAAGAAGGCAGCGUGGUUCGGAGGCGGCAGGGCCGCGGAUCGGAGCUCGGAUGUUUGCUUCAAGUGCGGCGCAGCUGGGCACUGGGCAGCGGCGUGCAGGGGGCGAGGCACCGCUGCCCACGCACCUCCUCCAGCAGAACCCAUCCAUCCCAACGAUGAAGAAGAAGAAGAGGAGGAGGAUCCCCUGCCCACCCUGGAAGAGGUGGCCCGCCGGACCAACACCAUUUAUCAGGAGCUCCCCGCACCCAGCAGCGACCAGGACGGAGCCGAGUUCAAGGGGCCAACUCCAUACCUGGACGUGCAGCGCCCGCCCUACGAACCCCCCACACCUCCCGCACCCGUGGAGCCCCUCUACAGCUUGGGGCCUGAUGGGAAGCCACGAGAGACCCCCAGGGAGGUGCUGGACGCGCUCUCUGAGUUGGGCUACAGCUCCUUCCGCCCCGGCCAGGAGGUGGCCAUCAUGAGGAUCCUCUCAGGGCUCUCCACGUUGGUCGUGCUCCCCACGGGGAUGGGGAAGUCUCUGUGCUAUCAGCUGCCUGCCUUCCUGUACCACAAACGCUCGCGGAGCAUCGCGCUGGUGGUCUCCCCGUUGGUGUCGCUGAUGGAUGACCAGGUCUCUGGCCUCCCCCCGUGCCUCCGCGCCGUCUGCGUUCACUCCCACCUGAGCCGUGCGCAGCGGGACGCGGCCCUGCGGCGCGUGCAGGAAGGCUCAGCUCAGGUGCUGCUGCUUUCCCCCGAAGCUCUGGUGGGCGCGGGCUCCUCGGGCUCCUGCUGCCUGCCCCCAGCCCACCAGCUGCCACCCGUGGCCUUUGCCUGCAUCGACGAGGCGCACUGCGUCUCCGAGUGGUCCCACAACUUCCGUCCCUGCUACCUGCGGCUCUGCAAGGUUCUCCGGGACCGUCUGGGCGUCCGUUGUUUCCUGGCUCUGACGGCCACAGCCACGGUGGCGACGGCACGGGACGUGGCGGCGCAGCUCGGCAUCCCGCAGCAGGACGGCAUCGCCGUGCGCAGCGCCGCCGUGCCGCACAACCUGCGGCUCUCCGUGUCUGUGGAGCGGGACCGGGACCGGGCUCUCGUUAACCUGCUGCGCAGCGAGCGCUACGCCGCGCUCCGCUCCAUCAUCGUGUACUGCACGCGUCGGGAGGACACGGCCCGCGUCGCCGCGCUGCUCCGCACCUGUCUGCAGGAUGAGCUGCUCACCAACACCACGCCAGGACCCAAGAGCGGCCGCCGCCUCCACCCCGACGCGAUUGCAGCUGCGUACCACGCCGGGUUGUCGUCGGCCGAGCGGCGCCGCGUUCAAUCGGCCUUCAUGCGUGGCCACCUCCGCGUGGUUGUGGCCACCGUGGCUUUUGGGAUGGGGUUGGAUAAAGCGGACGUUCGUGCCGUGCUGCACUACAACAUGCCCAGAAACUUUGAGAGUUACGUGCAGGAGAUCGGCAGAGCCGGGAGGGAUGGGGAGCCGGCCUGGUGUCACCUCUUCCUGGACCCUGAGGUGGGGAUCUGUGGGGGGUUUUGGGAACGGGUGACACCGUCGGGUGACGCCGCUGUCCCCGCAGCCCCCUCCUCCCGCAGCGGCGUCACGGUGGAGCUGUCGGAGCUCUCCUUCCACCUGCGCUCCUUUGGGGACCUGAGCCACGCCGAGCUGGACGCCGUCUGCCACUUCCUGCAGCGCCGCCUGGAGGAGCGCCAGCAGGGGGCGCUGCGUCAGCUCACAGCCUGCAGGAGAGCCUUCCGCAGCGUUGCCUUCCCGAGCUGCGCCCCGCAGCCUCAGGAGGAGGAGGAGGAGGAGCGGAGCCGGAGGCUGAAGGCUUUGCUGCAGGAAUACUUCGAGAGGGAGACCCGCGGCCUGGAGGAGGAGGAGGAGGAGGAGGAGGACGAAGGCCUCUCUGCCGCGGAUGUGAGCCUCGUUUCUGGGCCGCCAUCUUGGCCAAAAUGGCUCCUCUGGGGCUUAACAUGGAGGGCAGCCCUUCGUGCCCGGCCCUCCUGCAGCUCCUCGGGGUCCUGUCCGUCCCAGUCCGUCCCAGUCCAACCCAGUCAGCCCCGACCAAUCCCAGUCUGUCCCAGUCCGUCCCAGUCAGCCAUGACCAAUCCCAGUCCGUCCCAGCCAGCCCCGACCAAUCCCAGUCCGUCCCAGCCAAUCCCAGUCCAUCCCAGUCAGCCCCGACCAAUCCCAGUCCAUCCCAGUCAGCCCCAGCCAAUCCCAGUCCGUCCCAGUCCGUCCCAGUCAGCUAUGACCAAUCCCAGUCCAUCCCAGUCAGUCCCAAUCAAUCCCAAUACAUCCCAGUCCAUCCCAGUCCAAUCCCAGUCCAUCCCAGUCAGCCCUGACCAAUCCUGA
Molecule: messenger RNA, 5007 nt
Organism: Phasianus colchicus (ring-necked pheasant)
Lineage: Eukaryota; Metazoa; Chordata; Aves; Galliformes; Phasianidae
Source: RefSeq, a predicted model, not a curated record